AUGCGUCUUCUGACUUCAACCGUGUUUCUGCUACCAUUUCUCGCCUUUAGUGGGGUCAUCAGUAGCGAAGAUGGGUUGCAAUCGACGACGAGUGUCUGGCCGAGUGAACAGGAAAUAAAUAUUACGCACGAGCUAGUCGGAGAAUCGAUCGUUAAAUCUACAACCGAGAGGAGUGACGUACCUACAGCAGAAUCGGACCUGAAUAAUAUGUCACAAAAAAAUACGACCGAAAAUGAUUCUUCAAAGGACAAUAUAACUAAACUGAUCGUAGAAAAUGAUAGUGUGCUAGAAAACGAUACAGGGAAUAAAUAUAUAUCAAAGAACGAUGGCAAAAAUACCGAUCAAGGUACAACUGAAAGUACCUCAUUCGAUUUAGAAAGGACCACCACCGUAACAAAUGUUCUGAUCAACCAGGAAACAACAAUCGUCCCACCAAAAGACAUCUCACUUGAGGAUUCUUCAAACGUUCAAAAUUCGGGUCAAAUGGUCAAUAAAACGAAAGAUGAAUCAACCCCAACUGAAGAUUCAAUUUCCCCAAACGAUCAAAGCUCGAGCAAAAGUCGAAAUUCAACCCCCCGAAUAGGAAGAAAUGGAAAUGACCACAAAGGGAGAUUACAGCCCUUACCACUAAGUUACAAAAAUAAGCAAAGAUCUAUUGGUCAUCAAAAAUCAUUGAUAAAUGAUUAUCUUUUUUCAGAUAAAUCAAAAUCAAUAGAUUUUUUUGGGAUCCUUAAAUUAAUUUUAGAGAAAGAAACUUUAGAGCUUGAUUCGAAAAUUUUAGAUUUUAUGCAGAGUACAUCGUCGGAUAAGAGCGUCAGUUGGAACACCAUUUACAAUAUUAUUGCAUUCUGCUUAAAAUCUAAGGGCCUAUCUAGUAGGCCUCAUGCUCUGCCUCGAAACUGGUACAAUCAACCUAUUACAUUACUUCAACCGGACGUGCUUCCGAAGGCAGCAUUUGCCGAAUAUCUCGUUUCCGUUGAGCAACCUAUAGAAUCGACUUGGCUACCUGUUGGAUCAAAUAUUGAUACACCAAUGUUAGAUACAAGAGACCGGAAAGCAUUUGAAACUAGUUUGAUUGAUAUCUACGAAAGCGAGGCAAAUCCACUAACCGAGAUGGCAAGUAAUACUCCUUCAAGGAUUGAUCAUCUAAGACCUUGCUGGAAAACCCAGAGGAAUUGCUUUCCUCUUGGAGAUAAAACCCUUUGCAAAAAUAAAGUGAUUUGUAAAUCACCUGAAAUUGAAGAUAAGGGAUCUGUCAAGAAAAGCGGUGUUUAUAAUUUACAUAAUACUAUUUCCAAUUUGGAAAAUGGAAUUCCAAAUUUGGAGAGCGGCAUCCUCAGUUUGAAAAGUUCUAUUCCUUUUUUGAAGAAUUUAAUUCCGUUCUUGAAGAAUAACAUACCACUUUUGCAAAAUUUUAUUCCAAACUUGGAAAAUGCGCCUUUGGUCAGAAAAGAUGAGAGAUAUAAAAAUGUUGGAUACAAAGAUGAAAUGGAUCGUGUCGAGGUAAAAGUUUUAUCUGAUGACAUAAGUCAAGCUGAUAGGGCAAAACCUGGUAUUUUGACAUCUAAUGGAUCAACAACUGAAAUUACUUCGGGUACCAUUGCUGCGCUUCCAACCAAUGAUUCCAGUCCAUCUUAUGUAAAUCCAAUCAAAGGCAGCAACCCAAUGUUUGAUACAAACACAAUUGAUGAUGCUACUCGAAGAUUCAGUACAAGUAAACCCGAAAAUACAAACCUAACAGUUAGUUUAAAUUCAGCCAGUGAAAAUUUAAAUUCUCUGAAUAAACUUCUUAACAACCCAAAUAACCUAAAUAACUUAAAUACUCUAAGUUCGUUCAUCAAUGCUGGAUCUACCUCUGCGAAAGGUGACCAUGCGGACAGUGUUGAAGGAAAUAAGGACGAAAGUGCUGGAAGUAAAGAAUCAGUUCAAAGAGCGUUCACUUCGGAGCCAAUUACGGGCGGUAGCGACACUCUUCCCACGCUAUCAGUAUCGACGAAGCCCCUGUCCGUUUCGAUGAAUCAAAGUGUCCUUAAUGAAAUAACACCCACGUCGAAAACAGCCGAACCUGUUGAAUCUGGACCUGUUGCAACAGCUAAACGAUCCGAAACUAUUUUUCCGAGUGUUAGUCAAAUGGUCAGUCUCAGUAGUCAGUCAAAUGAAGGCUCUGUUAGUGAUAAUGAAGCAAAUUCACACAGAGCUUCUGCCGCCAAUUCUUUAGUUAACCAGAAAUAUCCAUUGGCUAAUUUUGAAAAAAAGAUGGGUAAUAUCAAUACAAAUUUAGAUAGAAUUGUGAAUACAAAUUUAAAUAGUGACCUGAAUAUAAACGCUAUCAGCAAAAUCAAUAAUGUUCUGAAUGCUGCUCGCAUCAACUCAUCAGGGAUCAGUGCGAAUAAUUCCUUGGAAGGCAUUCGUCAAAGUUUAAAGACAAAGCCAAAAUCAUCAAAUUCUCAGCACGUCAGGAUGAACUUGAAUCAAGACUCGAACGUGAAUAUUAACCAAGAUGAGAAUGUCAGCAAGCUGGAAAGGGGAUCUAUUGAACAGCCAAUGCAAGAACCUAUUAAGAUGCAAUUGCCAGUAUCUUCACAAACGGAACAUCAGAGUCCGUUGCCAAGAAAUACGGGAAUUGCAGGAUGGAAUGCAAAACAGGAUGGCAGUCUUAACGAGAAUCGCAAUCCUAACACAAACGUGAAUCAAAACGUGAAUACAAACCAGGGUAAUAUUGCGGGCCUAACACGUGGUGUAAAUCCUAUGCUUGCGUCUUCAGGUAUGAGCGUCAAUUCGAGUAAUGAUAUUAACAGGCUUAUUUCGGAUGGUGAUUUGAACAUGUUUGGGAAUUUGGGACUUUCAAGGAGAACAAACUCAGGGGUUGGUUUCAAGGGUCAACAAAUCUCUCAUGGACCAACUUUAGCACAAGACGUGUCUGUGGUUGAUGCUGUAUCAGCUAAUACAAACCUCAAUUACAAUUCAAAGGUAAACAGCGACUACAACGCCAAUUUGAGACAGGGUGACAGUCUGAAGAUGUCUAAAUCGAUAAGGGAUAUUCCAACUCCGACGCAGUCUUCUGAGCCUGUUGCAGUAGUACGAAAGGGAGGCAAGAUUAAUGUGAAUCCACAUAAUAAUGAUGGUGUUGAUUCAAAUUUCAAAGCACAUGCCAACUUUAAAUUGAACCUUGGGAGUGGUUUUGGUAUAAUCAAAAACAUGCUUUCAAAAAACCCGAUUUUAUCGGGUGGAAUUAUAAGUAGGAGGAUCAUGAAUUUGUCGCCUAAGGAUCAAAAUUUACAGGUUAACGUUGCCAAUCAAGACCAGAAUGAAAAUAAGAAUUUGAAUGUAAAUCAAAAUCAGAAUCUCAAUGAGAAUCAAAAUCCAUAUCACAGUCAGAUUCAGAGUGCAAAGCAGAUUCAAAAUUCUAAAGAGUAUUUAAAUCAGAAUUUGAAUCAAAAUCGUUACGCAAAUCUAGAUCAAAACGGAAAUCAACAUGAAAGUGUAGGUCAUGUUCCUCUAAAUCAAAAGGAAAAUCAAACUCAAAAUCAAAAACCAAAUGAGAAACAAGGACAAAAUGCGAUUAAUUAUCAGAAUCAAAAUUCAAAUCCGUAUGCAAAUCAGAACCUAAAUCAAAUUGAUAUACAAAGUCAGAAUCUGAUUUUAAACCAACUUCGAAAUCAGGAUCAGUUUCAACGUCAAAGUCAGCAUAAUCAAGAUCAUUCUUCAAAUCAAAGUUUAAAUCGGGAAUUAAAUCUGCAAAUGAAUUCGAAUUUAAAUCAAAAUCAGUUUAAGGAUCAAAUACAAAACCAGAACCAAGUUUACAGUCAGAACGGGAAUCAGUAUGAUCAGCUUCAAAACCAGGAUCAAGUUCAGAUUCAAAUUUCGAAUCAGUAUUUAAGUCAAAAUAAAAAUGCAAAUAAAAAUCAGAAUCAGAACUUAAAUGAUAAUGGAUAUCAAAAUCAGAACCAAUACCAGAAUCAAAUUAAACAACAGAAUACGAAUGAAUAUUUAAGUCAGAAACAAAAUCAAAAUUUUAAUAUGCGUGAGGAUGAACAUUCAAAUCAGAAUUUAAAUGAGGAUCAGAUACAGAACCAGUAUCAAUUUCACAAUCUGAAUGCGAAUCAGUAUCUGAAUCAAAAUCAAAACGUAAAUCUCAAUCUGCACCAGGAUCUUAAUGAGAAUUUAAAUACAAAACAGAAUUUGAUCUCAAAUGAUAGUGAUGAUCACAAUCAUGUUCAAACCCAGAAUCAAAUUAAUCAGCAGAAUAACUUGAUUCAGGAUUUAAGUCAAAAUUUAAAUCAGAAUUUAAAGAAGACACAAGGCCUCAAUCAAAAUCAUAAGCAGUAUCAAAAUGAGAUACAAAUUCAGAGUCAGAGUAAAAAUGAGAUUGAACAUCAACAUUUUAGUCAAAAUAAAGACCAGAAGGUGAAGCCGAUUAUAAAUGAGAAUCAAAAUCUGAAUCAAAUUCAAAAUUUAAAUGUUAAGCAGGAUCCACGGCGAUAUCUGAAUAUGAAUCAGAAUAUGGGUCUAAAUCGACAUCAGAAGCAGGUUCAGAACCAAAUUCAAAGACAAAAUUCCAACGAGCAUAAAAAUUCGAAUCAGUAUCAAAACCAGAAUGAGAAUCAAUUCCUAAAUAAAGUCCAAACUCAAUAUUUAAAGCAGGAUCUGAUGCAAAAUUUUACUCAGAAUCACAAUUCAAAUCAAAAUCAUGUACAAAAUGUGAAUCAAAAUCAUAUUCAAACUUCUGAUGUCAACAGUCCCGACAAAUCGGAAGAGAAGAAGAAAGGUUGGUACGAACUUUGGUUUAAUGAAGGAGAAGGGAAAGAUGAUUGGAUAGAAGUCUGGAAUAACAAAACGUUCAAAAGAUUUAGAAGGGAAACAAACCAUUAUUUUUAUUAAACCAAUAAAUAUUAUAAUAGAAAAUAAUGCGAUUUUACGAGUAUUUUAUUAUUAAUUAUUAAAAAUUUGAUUCCUCUUUAGAAUAUAUUGUUAUCAUUGUUAAGUUCUGUAAUUCGUUAGUCUUGCAAAUAAAAUUUAAAAAAGUGAUUUUCAAAAAUUAGCGAACUAUAAUUUUAUAUAAACCAGAGUAAUUCCCGUUUAUUACCAGGAGCGAACCAAGAACCUGCCUGGCAAUUAUUUCUCAAAUUGGAUAUUUGAAUUCAUUUAAUGACAUUGUAGUCUAUUGUUCGAGUUUUACGACUGUACACACGGACCACCAUGAAAC
Molecule: messenger RNA, 5206 nt
Organism: Belonocnema kinseyi
Lineage: Eukaryota; Metazoa; Arthropoda; Insecta; Hymenoptera; Cynipidae
Exons: 3
Coding region: 1-4881 (1626 amino acids)
Source: RefSeq, a predicted model, not a curated record